AUGCUUAAUUCGGACUUACAUGGAAAGGGUUCUUGGAUGUGGAGGAAAUUAUUAAAGCUGAGGCCUCUAGCUUAUCAGUUUAUUAGGUUUGAGAUCAAUGAUGGACAAAAGGCUUUUUUCUGGUUUGAUGAUUGGCUGCAGAUGGGCAGGCUUAUUGACAUUACUGGCGCUGUAGGUACUUGUUACCUUGGAGUAGCCCGGAAUGCUCGAGUUAUUGAUGCAGUUGCUCAAUCUCGCUGGAACAUUCGAGGCCAGCGUAGUCGUCACUUUCAUGAUUUAUAUGAGAGUAUCCAGAAUAUUCAGGUGCCGCAGGAAGAUCAAGGGAGGGAUAAGGUUCUUUGGAAACAUGCAGAGGACACUUAUAAAGCGCAGUUCUCUUCGGUUCGAACAUGGGAUCAGAUACGUGUGAGAAAGGCCACUGUACCUUGGAGUAAAUGUGUCUGGUUCACUCAAGGAGUCCCUAGAUACUCCUUCAUUGUCUGGCUGGCUGUUAAGAACAGACUUUCUACAGGAGAUCGUAUGCGGGCGUGGGGCAUUCAGCAAGGGUGUGUGAUGUGUGGUGAGUGGGAUGAGACAAGGGAUCACGUCUUCUUUGCUUGCCCUUACACAUACUCUGUUUGGAUAGACUAG
Molecule: messenger RNA, 630 nt
Organism: Brassica napus (rape)
Lineage: Eukaryota; Viridiplantae; Streptophyta; Magnoliopsida; Brassicales; Brassicaceae
Exons: 1
Coding region: 1-630 (209 amino acids)
Source: RefSeq, a predicted model, not a curated record